This is a messenger RNA of Brassica oleracea var. oleracea, 1337 nucleotides long. RefSeq names its product putative disease resistance protein At3g15700. Gene Ontology annotation, molecular function: ADP binding. The coding region runs from base 179 to 1324 and encodes 381 amino acids. The record is from RefSeq and is a predicted model, not a curated record. The transcript has 3 exons. Lineage: Eukaryota; Viridiplantae; Streptophyta; Magnoliopsida; Brassicales; Brassicaceae.
AAAUCUUAAAGAUCCUUCAACAACUAACACUCGCAUAAAUAAUAAUAACACAACGUGCGCGUCAGUAUGAGUAUGAACCAUGGCUAACACGAUCAUCUCUAUACAUAUUAGCUUAUAACUUAUUUGUUAUUUGAGAGAUUAACUUGUGAAGUUGAAGAAGAAGAAAAGAGAUCAAAGGAUGGGGAAAGAUUUCAAAAGCAUGGUCACAAGAUGCAUCUACGUAGGAAAAGAGAACGAUAACGCCAAGAAGCUGAAAACCAUAACUGAGGAGCUCAGGGAUCUACACAAGAGUGUGAUGAAAAGAGUCAAAAUGUACGAAGAUCAGCAGAAGCUGAAGCGUCUAGAGAAAGUCCAGGUGUGGCUUAGACAAUCCGACGCAGCCAUCAAAGAGGCAGAAGAGAUGUUGAUGAUGUACAUGCCUUCUUCUGCAUCUAAUGGAUCAAACGUGAUGAUGAGUAGUAGUCACAAGAUAGACAAGAAGAUUUGCAAGAUGCUGAAAGAGGUUCAGGAGAUAAAGAGCAGAGGAACAUUUGAUGUGGUGGUUGAAAACAGUGGCGUUGGUGGUGGGUCGAUGAUGAUCUCGACCGUUGAUAGAGAUGAUCAGACGGUUGGUUUAGAAGCGGUUUCAGGGUUGGUGUGGAGGUGUUUGACGGUGGAUAACACUGGGAUUAUUGGGUUGUACGGCGUGGAAGGUGUUGGGAAGACGACGGUGCUGACUCAGGUUAACAACAGGUUGCUUCAGCACAAGUCAAACGGGUUUGACUUUGUGAUUUGGGUGUUUGUGUCCAAGAAUCUGAAUCUUGAGAAGAUUCAAGACACGAUUCGGGAGAAGAUAGGGUUUCUUGACAGGUCCUGGACGAGCAAGACCGAGGAAGAGAAAGCCGGUAAGAUCUUCGAGAUACUUAGCAAGAAACGGUUUGCUCUGUUUCUUGACGACGUUUGGGAGAAAGUUGAUCUAGUGAAAGCUGGUGUGCCGCCACCCGAUGGACAGAACAGGUCGAAGAUUGUGUUCACGACCUGUUCAGACGAUGUUUGUCGGGAAAUGGGAACACAGACGAAGAUCAAAAUGGAGAAGCUGUCAUGGGAGAGAGCUUGGGACUUGUUUAAGAAGAAUGCUGGAGAAGAAACGGUGAAGAGCCACCCGGACAUAACCAAGGUGGCUCAGGAGGUCGCAGCCAAGUGUGACGGUCUCCCCUUGGCUCUGGUCACAAUCGGCCGAGCAAUGGCCUCUAAGAAGACACCUCAGGAAUGGCGUGACGCUUUGUACAUCUUGAGUAACUCUCCUCCAAAUUUUUCAGUUCUCAAGUUACUGGACAGGAACUAGUUGUGCACUCGAG